AUGCUCGGGUUUCCCGCGUCUUCCGGCGGCUACGAAGCGUUCGGCUCGUUCCACACGCCGUCCACCGCCUCCCUAUUCGCUGAAAACGACGCAGGUUCAGGUUCCGAAAUGGUAUGGGAAUCAGCCAUUGCGUCGCAGCGUCUGCAGCUCCAGACCAAUUCCGUAGCGAUUGCAUCAAACCGCUCACACUUCGCACUGGACCUGCAGACGUGGACAUACCUUAACCACGGAGCGUUCGGGGCCCCCACCAAAGUGGCAAUCGAGGCUGCAGCUCAUUGGAGGGCGAAAGCGGACGCUCAGCCACUGAAUUUCAACGAUCGGGAGCUGUUCCCGUUGGUUGUGAAAGCGAUUAAGUCCCUCGCAGGCUUCAUUGGUGUCUCCAAGCCUGAGGAGCUGGUACUGUUACCCAACGCAACCGCUGGGCUGCAUUCUGUGCUGGCAUCGGUGUUAAAGGGGGAGGAGGAGAAGACGGUGGUGCUUUUUACCACAAGAUACGGCGCUGUGAGGAAGAUACUGCAAGCGAUUGAAGGCGGGAAUGGAGCCGUGCAUGUGCAUGAAGAACCGCUGAGUUUAGAAGAAUCUUGCGACGAUCAGAAAGUGAUGCAGAGGUUGGAGAAGGCGCUGGAUGCUGUACAAGCUACAGGAUGUGAGGUGACACUUGUGGUGGUCGACCACAUCACGUCCAACACGGCAGUGACGAUGCCUGUGAAGGGGAUAGUGCAGCGCUGUCACGCCCAAGGCAACGGCAUCCCCGUGUUGGUGGAUGGAGCACAUGGACUACUGAAUCUGUCUCUUGAUCUGGACGAUAUUGGGGCGGACUAUUACGUCGGCAACUGUCACAAGUGGUUCGGCUCAACACGCGGCGCUGCUUUUCUGCAUGUUGCCAGGCAGAAGGGGCCCACAAUUGAGCCUCGUGUGAUCUCGCAUGGAUUCUUUGACGGUAUGCAGAGUGCCUUCAUGUGGACAGGCUUACAAGACUACAGUGCGUGGCUCGCGCUGCCUCAAUGUAUCGCUUUCUGGCGUCGUCAAGGUGUCACUGCAACGCGCGAAUACAUGCACUCGCUAGCUCAAGAGGCUGCGGAGUUGCUGUACUCUCGCUGGGAAAUGCCUGACCAUCUGGCAAGAGAACGCCAAGUUCCGCAGCACAAACGUCAUGCCAUGCGUAUCGUACAACUCCCGACUUCGCGAAAACUUUGUGGUGGUGUAAUAGUGGAUGGAAAAGACCCCAAAGCCAAUUCAACGGAUGCCAAACGCGUCCAGGACGGUCUCCACUCUAUCCACAACAUCGAAGUGCCUGUCAAAUGUGUCGAUAAUCGACUAUACGUUCGUCUGUCCGCCCACGUUUACAAUUGCCUCAAGGACUUUGAAAAACUCGCAGUCGCCGCUUUGGACCAGAAAUCUCAAUAA
Messenger RNA from Phytophthora nicotianae INRA-310, 1407 nucleotides. RefSeq lists its product as hypothetical. Bases 1 to 1407 code for a protein of 468 amino acids. The record is from RefSeq and is a predicted model, not a curated record. NCBI's taxonomy places the organism in Eukaryota, Oomycota, Peronosporomycetes, Peronosporales, Peronosporaceae. The transcript has a single exon.